This is a messenger RNA of Zerene cesonia (dogface butterfly), 691 nucleotides long. RefSeq lists its product as uncharacterized. The transcript has 3 exons. Lineage: Eukaryota; Metazoa; Arthropoda; Insecta; Lepidoptera; Pieridae. The record is from RefSeq and is a predicted model, not a curated record. The coding region runs from base 1 to 492 and encodes 163 amino acids.
AUGAAAGGAAUAAAGCAAGUUAGGAAUAAAAAACUUUUACCCGAUUUGCGAAAAGAGGGAGAACUGAGCAAGGACAUUGUAUUGUCCACUAAAGAAAAGCACGGAGUUUCGGCAGGAUCCCGUCUCUAUUCGCAUCAUACUUUAGCCAGCGUCAGAAAAUUAAGUUUCUUUCAUCCGUUUUUCUUACCAGAAGACAGUCUCGAUAUAGUCCUGGCUGCUGUAUAUAACCAUUCAACCGAACGCUUCGCUGAUAAGGAGGAUCUUUACUUACAACCCGAAACAAUUGGCUGCGAUACGUGGAGACGUUUAAGAAAUACUUAUGAUAAGCUACCGCCGGUUGUCAUUCCUCUGGGUCAUCCUAUGAAACGUGGAGGUAUUACAGAAAAACGGUCACCGUUUAGCGUAAAGUUGAUGAAUUCUGGAGUGCAUUCUUCACAGACCAACCCAGGAUACAGUAGACAGCCAGCUGGAGGCGCUAUAUUCUUCUAUUAGAAUAUUUUGCGUCGGUUUUUAUAGCAUAGGAAGAAAAUUAAUUUGCUCAAUAUUAUUGCCUGUAUUUUUUCUCUAACUUCGUUCUGGUAUUUUUUUUAAUGAGUACACAAUAUACUCGGAAUGUUAAUUUUAAUAAUUUAAUCUUUUUGUUCCCGUGAUUUCGACAUUCUGCAAUGUAAAAAUAAGUUAUAUUAAACAU